This is a messenger RNA of Entrophospora sp. SA101, 464 nucleotides long. Lineage: Eukaryota; Fungi; Glomeromycota; Glomeromycetes; Entrophosporales; Entrophosporaceae. The record is from the annotation of a GenBank genome assembly.
GAAGAUGCAUUAGAACUUGGGCUAAACAAUGGGUCCAAAAUAAAAAAUUACCUGAAUCAAAUAGAGGAAAACACCCAAAAACAAAAAGCCUUUUGGAUCAUGAAGAUGUUGCUGCUCAGAUUGGAAGUCACUUGAGGUCCAAUAAAUUUGAUAUAAUGCCUAAAAAAUUAUGUAAACAUGUCAAUGAUGUAAUAUUGCCUAAUUUUGGAGUGGAAAAUGAAAACAAGAAAAUAUCCGAAAAAACUGCAGCAAGAUGGCUCAAAAAAUUAGGAUGGGUAUUUACUGAAAACAGCUCAGAGUCACUAUACUCUAGUGAAUCUGAUGUUGAGUCUAAUAGUGAGUCAGAUGACUUUCCUAUUCUUGAGCUUGAUUUUAACACAUUUUGUGAUGAUGAUAUUGAAAGGGAGGAAGAUUAUGGCCUUGAUGAAGAAGAAGAAAUUCUGAUGAUCCAGAUCUUGGUUUAG